This is a messenger RNA of Monodelphis domestica (gray short-tailed opossum), 1072 nucleotides long. The record is from RefSeq and is a predicted model, not a curated record. Lineage: Eukaryota; Metazoa; Chordata; Mammalia; Didelphimorphia; Didelphidae.
GAGGAGGACGGAAGCAUGCGCAGAAGCAGAGGGAGCCAGGACUGGUUAGUGGCAGCUGCCAUGUUUCUGGCGGUGCUGACCUCUGUACGCCUCAGAGGGGCCGUGGCUUUAUUACUAAGAUUUCGGAGUACCCUAGUAAUAGUUGAGCAUGAGAAUGAUGCACCAGCAUCCAUUACAUUAAAUACAGUGACUGCAGCCACACAGCUUGGUGGAGGAGUAUCUUGUUUAGUAGCUGGAACCAAAUGUGAUGUAGUGGCCCGGGAUCUGUGUAAGGUGAAGGGUGUAACCAAGGUCCUGGUGGCUCAGCAUGACAUGUUCAAAGGACUCCUUCCAGAGGAACUGACACCUUUAAUUCUGGCAACACAUCGGCAGUACAAUUACACACACAUCUGUGCUGGAGCAUCAUCCUUUGGGGAGAACUUGUUGCCCAGAGUAGCAGGCAAACUUGAUGUUUCUCAGAUUUCUGACAUCAUUCAAAUCAAGUCGCCAGAUACUUUUGUAAGAACUCUUUAUGCAGGAAAGAUUAUAUGUACUGUUAAGUGUGAGGAGAAAGUCAAGGUGUUCUCUGUUCAAGGUACUGCGUUUGAGACAGCGGCCACAAGUGGGGGAAAUGCCAGUGUAGAGAAUGCACCCACUAUCUCCCCAGUGGGGUUGUCUGAAUGGCUUCACCAGACAUUACUAAAAAAUGAUUGGCCACAUCUGACUAGUGCCAAGUCGGUGGUAUGUGGAGGACUUGGUUUGAAGACUAGGGAGAAUUUUAAGCUAUUAUAUGACUUGGCAGAACAGCUGCGUGCUUCAGUUAGUGCUACCCUUGCUGCUGUUAAUGCAGGCUUUGUGCCCAAAGACCUGUUAGUUGGAGAGAGAGGAAAAAACAAAACACCGAAGCUAUAUGUUGCUGUGGGCAUAUCCGGGUUCAUGCAACAUUUGGCAGAAAUAAAAGACAGCAAGACCAUUGUAGCCAUCAAUGAGGAUCCGGAAGCCCCAAUUUUCCAGGUGGCAGACCUUGGAAUAGUUGCAGAUUUAUUUAAGGUGGUCCCUGAGUUGACUGAGCUAUUAAAGAAGAAACAAUGAA